This is a messenger RNA of Fraxinus pennsylvanica, 1104 nucleotides long. NCBI's taxonomy places the organism in Eukaryota, Viridiplantae, Streptophyta, Magnoliopsida, Lamiales, Oleaceae. The record is from the annotation of a GenBank genome assembly.
AUGGCCCCAAGUUUUGAUGAUGAAAACUCUUUGUUUGAUUUUGUUGUGAAACACGGCAAUGGUGUCAAAGGUCUGGUGGAUUCAGGAAUAGCAAAGGUACCCGAGAGAUAUGUCCAACCACCACAAGAACGAAUCAACAAACUCGAUGCAUUCUCACAAGUUCUUACCCCCAUUGAUUUAUCGAAGCUUGACCAACCAGCCGAGCAUGAUCAAGUGGCAGAGGCCAUAGUUAGAGUGGCCGAGACACUCGGGUUCUUCCAGGUGGUGAACCACAGCGUGCCAAUCGAGUUGCUGGAGGGACUUAAGGAUGCAGCCCACAAAUUCUUUGCUCAACCACCAGAAAAGAAGGCUGUUUAUCUCAAGGCAGUCAGCCCUAGCCCACUUAUCAAGUAUGGAACCAGCUUUGUGCCAGAAAAGGAAAAAGCUUUAGAAUGGAAAGAUUAUAUCAGUAUGACCUACACCAAUGAUGCUGAGGCACUAGAGCAUUGGCCUAACCAGUGCAAAGAAGUCGCACUCGAGUACCUGAAGGCAUCAACCAAGAUUGUGUGGAAAUUGCUAGAAGUUUUAUUGAAAAAUCUUGGAGUGACACAAGAUCACGACUCAAUAAUAGAAGCACUUACUGGGCAAAAUAUGGUGAACAUGAACUUUUACCCUGCAUGCCCUAACCCAGAGCUAACAGUAGGUGUGGGACGCCAUUCAGACCUGGGCACGAUAACUGUUUUACUACAAGAUGGUAUUGGUGGUUUAUAUGUAAAAGCUGAAGAAAAUAUUGAUACAGCAAAAAAGGCAGAAUGGAUUGAGAUUCCACCCAUUCCUGGUGCCUUAGUUAUUAAUGUGGGAGAUACAUUGCAGAUAUUAAGCAAUGGAAGGUACAAAAGUGCUGAACAUAGAGUACAAACCACAAGCACACAAUCAAGAGUGUCAAUCCCACAUUUCACAACCCCAAAAAGAACCAGCAAGAUUGGACCACUGCCUCAUCUAGUGAAAAUUGAUCAAGUGGCUCAUUAUCGAGAAGUUACAUUCGGGGAUUACAUGGAUCACUUUUUUGGAAAUGCUCACGAGGGGAAAAAAUCACUUGAUUUCGCUUGUAGCACCUCUGGUUAA